This is a messenger RNA of Guyanagaster necrorhizus, 696 nucleotides long. RefSeq lists its product as uncharacterized. NCBI's taxonomy places the organism in Eukaryota, Fungi, Basidiomycota, Agaricomycetes, Agaricales, Physalacriaceae. The record is from RefSeq and is a predicted model, not a curated record. The coding region runs from base 1 to 696 and encodes 231 amino acids. The transcript has 6 exons.
AUGCGUGCUGUUGAGCUCUUCGUAGUCCUCUUCUUUGUCGUUUCCAGAUUCUGCCGCCGACGACGCUCCGUACCGUCUUGGGGAUGCCUUUACUCCGUCGACACAUCGACAGUCUCUACCGGUGCAAUGACGACAGCUGCGGUGCAUGAAGAUGGCAAUUGUCCGAGUGCGGAUGGACGAGAAAGAUGGUCUACGGAAGAGAUACAACGAGGCCGCUUCAUGGGCGUUGGUCACAGAGCCUCCGGUACUAGGCAGUUCAAUGGAGAAGGAUUUCCACCUGCACACGAGGAUCCGUCCAUCGUCGUCGCGUACGAGCCAUUGCGAGUGAUUUUGAACAGACUUGCACAUAGCAUUUUCGUACUAAAAGGCCGGGUGGAACUUGAAGAACAGGACGUAUACUGGGACGAGACAUUCAAUUCUGGGACAGAUUCUAAGUCGAAAGGUCCUGAAUUCCUUUCGCUGUACAUCGUGUUCCCUAACCAUGGAACUAGGAUAGCGCUACUUUCAGCGGAUCCCUUUGUAGUACAUCGACGUAUUCGAAUACCCCGCCUCGUGUCACAGCGGUUCCAUCUCCGUUAUACACGCAUGCACGGGCACUUUAUGGGUUCUACCACCUUCAAUGCCGUAGCUUCCAAGACACUGGAUUGCCAUACAUCAUCCCACUCCCAAGUCUUCACAUUCCCACGGGAUGUCUGA